AUGGCGCGAGCAGGAACUGGCCCAGAGACUGUCAGCGCGUCAGCCGGCGCAGCCGUCAGCAUGGCUCACGCGCACGCUAUCGCAGCCGCAACAACAGCUGCUGUUGCCGCAGCAACCAUUGCUGCAGCAUCCAGUGCUGCCGCCUCAAGCGCAAGCGCAAGCGCAACACUCGCUGCACCGGGAAACCCGCAGCUGCCGGAACUCUCUUGGGGCGAGGGGGACAGCGGCGGGCAUGCGGUGCGUUUCGGCGAGCCCGGUUCGCUGGGAUUUCGCAUGAUGUUUCUCGAUCGCCGCGAUCGCAUCGUUUCGCCGUGGCACAACAUCCCGCUGUACGGCGAAAACAGCUGGUUGAACUGCGUUUGCGCGACUCCCUCCGGCACUUGGUUGAAGCACGAAUUCGCACCCGAGGAAUACACUCCGCUGCGCGUCGCUCCGAAACGCGGAGAACCGUCGCACUUUUGCGACAACGCCGCGUGGAACCUCGGCCUGCUGCCGCAGACGUGGCAGGACCCGGAAGAACUCGUCGAGGAAUUUCCGGGCAUGAUGGGUUGCGGCAGUCCCUUGGAGGUGAUAGAUGUUUCGGGCGGACUGCCCGCGGAUUUAGGGCAGGUUUACACGAUCAAGCCGCUCGGCGUGAUUCCAGUUGUGCGCGAGGCUGGAUUGGCCUGGGUGGUGGUGGGGAUCGGCGCGGGAGAUUUGUUGGCGAGCCUGAUGAAUCACGUUGAUGACGUGUACGCGCUGCUGCCGGGAACAAUGGAAUCCGUCAUGCAUUGGCUGACGAUAUGCGACACCACUGAACCUGGAGACCCCCCAGUGUUGCUAGCCUCUGACGACAGUUUCGGUGCAGAGAAGGCCCUAGAAGUAAUCGCACAGGCGCACGCGGCGUGGCAGUUGUUCCUCCACAGCAACGUGCAGCCGGAGCCCUGGCGACCGGAUCUGGACGUGUUCUCCACCCACGUGCUGCAGGCGUGCUGGCGCAAGUACACUGACGGGCAGAGCGCUGCGGUGCUCCCUGUAUCGUGUGAGCGGCGGGAGGAGAGCGUUCCUGGAGACGCUUAUAACGGGGAUGAGAUGCUGGGGGUUGGAUCGGUGGUGUUUGGUGCGGUUGAUGGAGUUAUGGCGGGUGAGGAGGGGAUUCAGAGGCAUGAGAGAGGGUCCGGGGGUGCAGGAAAGGAUGUGGCAGCAGCAGGAUCCAGGCAGGGUUCUGGGAAGGUUCCUGAAGGGCGGAGCAAAGGCGGGAGGCUAAGCCGAAUAUCACCAUCGGCAGUAGCACCUACCACCGCCACCACUGCUGCUGCUGCCGCUGCUCUCCAUCCAGAAGCAGGAACAGCAGCAGCUGGGAGGGGAAACGACGGAAAAGGAGGAGGGGAAGGAGAGGCCGCAGCAGCGGCUUGUAUGAAAAGGCACUCGCCGUCCACCCCCUCUGCCAAAGGCUCCACCUCCAACAAGAUGAGCUUCUUCAGGUCACGCCUCCCCAGCCUGCCUCCACCCCCACCGCCCUCGCACUAUGACGACGUCAUCUCAGCAGAAGCAAAGUCAGCAUCCGCAUUGGCAGCGCGGCACCCCAUCAGCUUUGAGAGCAGUGGGGGUUACAGCGGCAGCAGCAGUGCGCAUGGGAAAGGGGCGCGAGCUUGGAGCCCUCUAUCUGUGCUGCGCUCCAAGUCCCCUGGUGGUUACCAGAGCAACCAUAGCAGGCAGAGCAAUCACAGCAUGGAGAGAGCGGCAGGUGACAGCAGCAGAAAAUCUCCUGGUAGUCACCAGAGCGGUGCAGCAGGGGUGAGCAGCGAGGGUCAGGAUAGGGAGUUAGGGGUGGGUAACCAGUGGGCUGCUGUUAGGCAGGUGAGGCACGGUGCAGGCAGCCAAUCGCCAAUGGGUGGUAGACCACCCAGCAGCCCGUCCCUGGCCGGUGGCAGACCACCAAGCAGCCCGUCCCUAGCCAGUGGUAGACCACCCAGCAGCCCAUCUCCUGUGGGCGGUAGACCACCCAGCAGCCCAUCUCCUGUGGGCGGUAGACCACCCAGCAGCCCAUCUCCUGUGGGCGGUAGACCACCACUCAGCAGCAGCAGCAGCGUGUCUCCAGGAGGCCAGAGGGGGCGAGACAGCAGGUCGCCCGGAGAAAGGUCGAUGGUGCCCAGGUCUCCAAGGGAAAGGAUUCUGAGGCCUAAGUCUCCAAAAGGGAUUCUGCCUGGCUUUGCCUUGGCAGCUCUUGGGGGCGAUUUGCGAGUAGGUGGUGCUGUUGGUGGUACUACUGCUGAUGCUGGUUUGCCUGCUGCUGGUGCUGCUGCUGCUGCUGCUGCUGCUGGUGCUGCCGCUGCUGUUGAUGAUGGUGGUGUCUUGGGUACAGCUGCGUCUGAGCUUGCCAAUGCUGAUGGUGAUGGUGUUGAUGGUGCCGCUUCAGCAGUCUCACCUCCGUCUGCCACUGCUACAUGUAACCCACUUGCUGAAGCAGGUAAGCCUACGAGAAGCCGGUCCCUGCAGCACAGAGUGUCUCAACGCGGCCUGCACCUGCACCUGCCAGGGGUGGCACGCAGAGGCGUGCAGAACCUACCAGCGGUGGGCAAGGCAGGGAUGCAGCAGCUGCCUGUUGUGUCUCCCCGCGCGCUCAAGUUGCCUGAGGCUGCUGGUGAAGCUUCUGGAGGCAGAAGGUGUAUGUGCGGAUACGGCAAAGGCAGGCAGUGA
Messenger RNA from Closterium sp. Yama58-4, 2679 nucleotides. Lineage: Eukaryota; Viridiplantae; Streptophyta; Zygnematophyceae; Desmidiales; Closteriaceae. The record is from the annotation of a GenBank genome assembly.